This is a messenger RNA of Linum trigynum, 309 nucleotides long. The record is from the annotation of a GenBank genome assembly. Lineage: Eukaryota; Viridiplantae; Streptophyta; Magnoliopsida; Malpighiales; Linaceae.
AUGGAAGAAGAAGAACAUCCUUGUAAUAAUGCCAUCGAAGAUGACCUUGAGAGUUUAGAGGAAACAGGAGAAACCGACAAUGGCAUUCCGAAUGGAGAAACGACUGGGAUGGAAGAUGCGAUUUUAGAUCCUCCUAAAAUCGGCCAGAUAUUUAAUGACUUCGAAGAAGCUUACAACUUCUACAAUGAUUAUGCAAGGGCUUGGGGAUUCUCUGUUAGGCUCUCAAAGAAAGUUCGGAACAGCCAGGGAGAGGUACCUACUAGAGUUUUCGUUUGUUCUGCUGGGGACAUAGAGCCCCCAUGUAGCUAA